This is a messenger RNA of Cryptomeria japonica (Japanese cedar), 3088 nucleotides long. RefSeq names its product pentatricopeptide repeat-containing protein At4g02750. Bases 417 to 2240 code for a protein of 607 amino acids. The transcript has 2 exons. Lineage: Eukaryota; Viridiplantae; Streptophyta; Pinopsida; Cupressales; Cupressaceae. The record is from RefSeq and is a predicted model, not a curated record. Gene Ontology annotation, biological process: RNA modification. Gene Ontology annotation, molecular function: RNA binding; protein binding.
AAUAGAAUUUAAUUAUCGAAGAAUCGAUCCAUCUUAGAAUUUAAUUUAUAACGAAUGAAAUACCAGGUGAAUUCUUCACUGAUUGGCAGGUUCUUCGCAAGUUGCAGCAUUCAAAUUUUAAUUGAUGCCCACACAAGUAGAAGUUCACUGGCUCAAUUUGUGUGCAGGCCAAAUUAGCAGAUUUGGUUUGCAAUAUCUUCGAGAACAUUCUUAGGCUACAGCCUCGCUAUUUGGUUCCAGUUUCUCCAAGAACAUUCACAAUCAACAGCCUGCUGAUUUAUCUCAUUGCUCGUUCACCCUAGACUUCAUUAGAAGUGGAUUUGGACAAUAACCCAAAAACUAAUUGCCAAGAUUUGAAAAGAUUGAUAGCAUGCAGACAUUAAGCUUGGGGAUCCUACUCUCCUAAUGGGAUUUCAAUGGCCUUGGACCUUUGUGUCACCCACUUCCAAUCCAAGAUUAGUGUUUCGGAUGAAAUCAGAAGAUUGUGUAAGCAGAAACGCUUGAAAGAGGCAUUACAGAUUUUGCAGAGUACGAACUACCAUAAUGUGGGUUUAUCUGCAUAUGUUUCUCUUCUGCAGGGUUGUGUAAACAUCAGAGCCCUGCCACAGGGCAAAUUAGUCCAUGCCCACAUCAUUCAGUCUGGAAUUCAAUGCGAGGGAACAUUUUUUUGGAACAAUCUGCUAACCUUGUAUGCGAAGUGUGGAAGUUUGGUGGAUGGUCGCAGAGUUUUGAACCAAAUACCCAAUCCUUGUGUCAUUUCAUGGACUGCCAUGAUCACAGCUUAUACCAGAUAUGAACAUGCUGAUGAUGCCUUAGCUCUUUUAAAACAAAUGAGAAGGACAUGUAUUAAACCCGAUCACUUUACCUUUUCUAGCAUUCUCCCAGCAUGUACGAAUUAUAGUGUUUUGAAGGAGGUUCAUGGAGAGAUUGUUACCAGCGGGUUUCAGUCGGAUGUGUUUGUUGGAAAUGCCCUGGUAGACAUGUAUGCAAAAUGUGGGAGUUUAGAGAAUGCACGCUAUCUGUUUGACAAAAUGCCCAAUCGAAAUGUUGUGUCAUGGAAUGCAAUGAUUGCGGGUUAUGUGCAUAAUGGGCACUUUGAGAAAUCUCUGAGACUCUUUGAGAAUAUGCCUGAGCGAGACGAUGUUUCGUGGACGACGAUGAUUGCGGGAUAUGGGCAGAAUGGAAAUGUUGAACGGGCCUUGGAGUUUUUCAAUCGGAUGCCUGAUAGAAGUUUGGUUUCGUGGAAUGCCAUGAUUACGGUGUAUGCACAGAAUGGAUUUCUGGACGAGGCCAUGAAGUUGUUUGAUCUAAUUCCGGAUCGAAUUGUUGCAGCUUGGAAUACUAUGAUUGCAGGAUAUGCACAAAAUGGGCGUUGGGAAUAUGCCCUAAAUCUGUUUGAACAAAUGCAACUGGAGAGUGUGAAACCAAAUGUAAUGACAUUUUCCAGUGUUCUCCCAGCCUGUGCCAGCUUGACAGCUCUAGAACGCGGUAAGGAAAUACAUGAACAGAUAAACAAGAGCGGGUUUCAGUCUAAUGUCUUUGUAGCAAGUGCGCUUGUACACAUGUACGCGAAAUGUGGGAGCAUAGAAAAUGCACGCAGUGUGUUUGACAAAAUGCGCCAAAGAGAUGUGGUAUCCUGGACCGCCAUGAUUGAAGCAUAUGCAAUGCAUGGCUCUGCAAGGGAGGCCCUUGAGCUCUUCAAACGAAUGAUAUGCUCCGGUACAAAACCAAAUCAGAUUACCUUAGUUGGAGUCUUGUCUGCAUGCUGCCAUGCUGGUUUAGUGGAUGAAGGUUGGCAAUAUUUUAACAGUAUGAGUCAAUGCUACCAUAUCGUACCUACAAUGGAGCACUACGGUUGCAUGGUUGACCUUCUUGGUCGCGCUGGGCAGCUGGACAAGGCAGAAGAUUUUAUCAAAAGAAUGCCAAUAAAACCUGAUGUUACCAUAUGGAGAUGUUUGCUUGGUGCCUGUAAAGCUCAUAACAAUGUACAGCUUGGAGAGCGUGUGGCAGAACACCUUUUUGAGUUGGACCCUGAAAAUGCCUCGCCAUUUCUGCAGUUGGCAAAUAUCUAUGCUGCAGCAGGCAGGUGGGAUGGUAUUCAGAAGGUGCGGAAAAUGAUGAAUGAGAGACAGAUAAAAAAGAUGCCUGGAUGUAGUUGGAUUGAGGUUGACAAAAUGAUUUAUUCUUUUGUUGUAGGAGACACUUCACAGUCACAAACAGAAAAUACAUGGGGAACAUAGGACAAAUUGACUAGGCCAAAAAAAUGUAUGCUUAAACCAAGAUUUGAAAUGGAUACCGUCCAGGAGAUAAGGCUUGAAUCCUUUUCAAAUUAUAGAGAGAAAAUGGCAGCUGCAUGGCUAUCUCACUAAUAGCAAGCUGGACUUGAAUCGCACACUCUAAGCAUUGACUGUUAAAAGUGGCUGUGUCAUAUAGGAGACCCUCAACUCUUUUGCCAGUUUCCUUAACCGGUACCUUUCCCAAUUACCGUUUCCAUACAGUGUUUGGUCAAUAAAAGUCCUGUGCAGUAUUUGGUCAAUCGAAAACCUGCUGUUCCUGCACUAAUAGCUCACCUCUGCAUUUGCUUGUCAGUUCAGUAGGUCUGCUGUAAGGUGAUUCUCUUGAAAGGAACCUCUUCUAUGCAUUCCAUGAGACCACAUUUAUUUGAGGCAUUCUGUAAAACAGUUCACUGUGUUGUCUAUGCUUCAACAUUUUGGAUAUCCUGCAAACACGGCUUCCUUUAAAUACAAGUUUUUCCAUUGAAACUUGUUCUACACCGCCAGACUUUGAAUACCAGAGUAUUGAAAUAUGCUUCGUCUCAUACAGGACAUCUUUUAAGUUUCAAAAGCAUAUGCUUCUUCAGCAACAAUCUCAUUGAGUUUUUAAGUAGGAGAUACCAGUUGUAUUUGAGUUUAAUUCAGAUUUCGAAACAUCUGGGUGCGACAUUUUGGAAUUAUAGAAUGGCAUCCUCUCGUUUAUUGCAAUCACGCAAUGAGAGCCUUUGUAAAGACAAACACUCAGCAGGAGUGAUGGGAUUUGCAAGAAUCAAAACUUCCAAGCUAUAACAUCUGACAACAAUCCCCCUUCCUUU